Messenger RNA from Phoenix dactylifera (date palm), 868 nucleotides. RefSeq names its product protein PROTON GRADIENT REGULATION 5, chloroplastic-like. Gene Ontology annotation, biological process: response to high light intensity; photosynthetic electron transport in photosystem I. The record is from RefSeq and is a predicted model, not a curated record. Gene Ontology annotation, cellular component: chloroplast. Gene Ontology annotation, molecular function: electron transfer activity. NCBI's taxonomy places the organism in Eukaryota, Viridiplantae, Streptophyta, Magnoliopsida, Arecales, Arecaceae.
AUGAUCCAUCCAGAUUUCCAUCGUGUGGCUUCUAAACCGAAGGCUCCAAUUGCGUCCUACUUCCCACCUCUCUUCCCCUCUACCCUCCCCUGCAUCUCUUUCUUCAAUUAAACCUGCGCUGCUCUCCCUGCUUCAUGGCUGCCUCUAUAUCGGCCGCAGGGCUCAAAGCCCUGCCCUCCGCCGUCCAUGGAAGCUGGACAACUUCGCUUGCCGGCGACGACCGAGCAGCGCUGACCAAGUCAGUGCCGUCAUAUGUUCGCGUUGCUCGGCCUCCAAGGUCUCGGCCUAGGAUGGGCAACGUCAACGAAGGCAAAGGUCUCUUCGCACCGUUGGUCGUUCUCACCCGCAACAUCCUCGGCAGGAAGCGGUUCAAUCAGCUGCGAGGCAAGGCCAUAGCUCUCCAUUCACAGGUGAUUACAGAGUUCUGCAAGACUAUAGGUGCUGAUAAUAAGCAAAGGCAAGGGCUGAUCCGCCUGGCCAAGAAGAAUGGAGAAAAGCUUGGUUUUCUUGCAUAAGAUGAAUUUUGUCAGCAGCUUGGUUUUCUUCUUCUUCUUCUUCUUCUUCUUCUUCUUUUCAAGAAAAGGGAACAUGGUGUAAGUGAGAUUACUAUGUGAGAUUUUGCAUAACUUGUCAAAGCUUUCAAAUCAAAAAAUCUCUUUCCCUGGAUCUAAGUGAGAUUGAAGCAGUUUUUUAUGGUGUCGGAUUUAGUCACCACAGUGCCUCCAGUUGAUAACAGAAGAAUUAGUGCAAGAAAGAACAGAGAAGAAACAUCAACCAGGAAGUGCAGAGAAAUCAAGCACCAGAAUGCUCCAAGGGAUUGUUAAUAUUAGAUCUUUAUUGAGCUCGACGAUGAUGGACUCAGGACCGG